Messenger RNA from Aspergillus calidoustus, 501 nucleotides. The record is from the annotation of a GenBank genome assembly. NCBI's taxonomy places the organism in Eukaryota, Fungi, Ascomycota, Eurotiomycetes, Eurotiales, Aspergillaceae.
AUGGCCACCGCACACCCCUUCGACCCGAUCGUCAUCAACGGCGGCUUCGAACUCGGCGUUUUGGCCCCGUGGAUCCCCUCCGACGUCAACGCCGCCACAAUCCAGAAUGGGACUCAAGCGUUUGCCGGAGACUACUUCCUCGCUCUCCAAACGGCCCCCGGAAACCGCGCCAACAGCGUGCACCAAGUCCUCCAUGGACUCGACACGACAUCUACGUACUCCCUGACAGCCCGCGUCUGGGGCCCUCCUGUUUCGUCGGCGAACUUCUGCCAUGCGUACAUCUACGUUGGCUCGAAUGCCACGACGGGACUGGUUGACAAGGUCGACAUCUCGUAUGAGCAGUCUGGACAGUGGCUGCCGCUCGAGGGGACAUUCCAGACCGAGAACACCAAGUUGCCUCUGUAUGUCCAGGCCUCCUGUACACUCUCCGGCGCGUCGCAUACGGGGACGCUCCUGUUUGAUGAGAUUACCGUGACGGAGAUUCCUGCUGUCUUGGAUUAG